Molecule: messenger RNA, 786 nt
Organism: Sclerotinia sclerotiorum 1980 UF-70
Lineage: Eukaryota; Fungi; Ascomycota; Leotiomycetes; Helotiales; Sclerotiniaceae
Exons: 1
Coding region: 1-786 (261 amino acids)
Biological process (GO): methylation
Cellular component (GO): eRF1 methyltransferase complex
Molecular function (GO): protein methyltransferase activity; nucleic acid binding; S-adenosylmethionine-dependent methyltransferase activity
Source: RefSeq, a predicted model, not a curated record
AUGCUUCCCACUCCUGAUACCUCACAUGUAUCUUUCGAUCGAAUUUACGAACCUGCCGAAGAUUCCUUCCUGCUUCUCGAUACCUUAUCCUCUACCAGUGAAGAAGAGUUCCUACAGCAACGAUUUCCUCAAAAUGGACAAUCUUCAAUAUCUCCAUCUCCAUUUGUGGUAGAGAUUGGCACUGGGUCUGGAGUAGUCCUCUCCUUCGUUCACGCACAUGCGAAAAUUAUAUUUGGCAGGGCGGAUAUCCUUACAGCAGGCGUGGAUGUAAAUCGCUAUGCAUGCGAGGCUACGCAGGAAACAGUUAAGGUAGCGGAGAAGGAACAGAAUUCACAGGCUUUAUCACAUGGUUCAUAUUUAGGAAAUGUGGUGGGAAAUUUGGGGACUUGUCUAAAGCCUGGAAUGGUAGAUGUACUAAUCUUUAAUCCGCCAUAUGUGCCAAGUCCGGAUGUGCCUAUACCAGAGCUGUCUGGAGCAGGAAAUGAGGAUGGGACAUUAACAUAUGAAGGGGACUCGAAAUUACUGGCUUUGUCUUAUGCAGGUGGAGUGGAUGGUAUGGAAAUCACAGAUCGGUUAAUCGAUGCACUGCCGGAGGUCCUGAAUAAGGAGAGAGGUUGUGCCUAUAUCUUGCUUUGUGCGCAAAAUAAACCUGAGGACGUCAAACAACGGAUACGUGGUUUUGGAGAUGAGUGGAAAGCAGAAACUGUCAGUAAUAGUGGAAAGGUUGGGGGAUGGGAAAAAUUGCAAAUUGUUAGGAUUUGGCGCAUGCCACCUAAUGCUUCCUAA